Molecule: messenger RNA, 3632 nt
Organism: Danio rerio (zebrafish)
Lineage: Eukaryota; Metazoa; Chordata; Actinopteri; Cypriniformes; Danionidae
Source: RefSeq, a predicted model, not a curated record
AACACUGGAGGACAUGUGUUAAAUAAAAGUUUACGUCAGUCAUUGUAGGCAUCAUGCGUCAGACUGAAGCAUCUUUAUAAGACAGCCUGUCAAGUUACAAACAAGCAGAGCAACUUUUAAAAACGCGUCAAGGCUGUUCCACUCCGCCACGCUCCGUCUCGCUGCUGAACUGAAGGUAAACGUGAACGCCUCGCUGCACCUGCGGCGGGAAACACCUCGUGGAGAACAGCAGCUUUCCUCCAGACUAAAUAUAGAUCCACGGCGAGGAAACCCGGACACCGCGCCUCCACACGCACGGCUCGUUCAAUCGGCAUGUUGUGAUUAGCUGGAAAGUUUGAGUCUAUCGUUGCCAUCUCUCCCCGUUUUGCCACAGGGAUUUGAAUCGCGUAAAAAAGAUACUAAGCUCACAAGAAGUACACACGCGUAGAGCGCAUUUUUAACUCGUUGUUCCUGGCGGCGCGCACACGCUGUCCAACAAGUGCAUGUUUGAAGGUCUGCGGUUUGCAAACAACCGGGUGGACAUGACAGGAUAACGACCUGGAGCUCGACUCGAUCCUCGCCACCUCUCUAACCCGCACGUGCAUUGUCGCAGUGAAAAAAAAAACGCGCGUUUGUUUGAUAAGCGUCGAGUGAGCUGAGCUCGUGGAUUAUGUGGAUCUGCUUGCGCUAACCGCUGAUGGAGCCGCCGUAAUUCGGAGUCACGGUCAUUAUUUUACAACAAAUUAAAACCCGGGUGGUUUUGCGUAGUUUAUAUGUUGAUGGUCUUAACCUAAAAAUCAUCCAAAGCACCCGUGACUGUGAAGACUUCCCUACACCUGUUUUCUUGGAGAGGGCUGCGCAAUAGCGCACGCUGCGAGAGCACUGUCGGACCUUUCCAUGGAAUCGAUCUUCACUGAGGCUUUCGCUCCGAUCUGAUUUGGGGUGAAAAGUUACUGGACAGUUAAUCAUAUAUAUGAGGAGCGUUGUACACGUCCUGGUCAACACAGAACGCAAACAUGCCUAUGCAUCCGGUGACUUCCACUUUGAUGUACCGGGGGAUCUGCACCAUUCCUGAUAUUCUGUCUUACCGGGCACCGGUCAACCUACCUGAGGAUGAGGUGGAAGAAAUCCGGGAGGCAUUUAAGGUGUUUGAUCGAGAUGGGAACGGCUUCAUCUCUAAGCAGGAGCUCGGGAUGGCCAUGCGUUCUCUGGGGUAUAUGCCCAAUGAGGUGGAGCUAGAGGUCAUCAUUCAAAGACUCGACAUGGACGGAGACGGCCAGGUGGAUUUCGAAGAAUUCGUGACUCUCCUGGGGCCCAAACUCUCAGCUGCUGGGAUGCCUGACAAGUUCAAUGGGACCAAUUUUGACUCUGUGUUCUGGAAGUGUGAUAUGCAAAAGCUGACGGUGGAAGAGCUGAAGAGACUCUUAUAUGACACUUUCUGUGACCAUUUGUCUAUGAAAGACAUUGAGAACAUCAUCAUGACUGAGGAGAAUCACAUUGAAAAUCCCGAGGACUGCCAGGUCGACAUUGACACGGAGAGUCCGACCCAGCAGGUGAAGCAAACAUGCGUACGGAAGAGUCUGAUCUGCGCCUUCGCCAUCGCUUUCAUCAUCAGCGUCAUGCUCAUCGCAGCCAAUCAGGUGCUUCGCAGUGGCAUGAAGUAACCAAAAUGGACCAAUCACACACAAAAAAAAAUGUAAAAGAACACACAGAAAAAAAACAUUCACAUUAAAACUGGAGCAGCUGAAAAUGUCAUUUUAUUUCCUUGAAAUCGAAAUGUUGAAAUAUUUUUGAGCAGAACUACAGCUUCCAAUGGACGAAGUUUUCAUAAUUGAACUGCACAUGGAUCUAUAAACACACCUACCCAAAAAUAAACCGCUAAAAUGUACGCAAAACAGGAGGUUUACACGUUACGGACUCCCCUUCAACCAAUUCAGUAUGUUUUGGGUGAAUUUAACGCAUGGACAUCAAGCGAGGAUCCUACUCUUCAAUGCAUGAUAUGAUGCAUGGAUUUACAAUAGCCUGGAUGUACCAGUAGAGCUCAGCUGUGCAUCCAUUUAUCUAUAUAUUAGAUCCCAAUACCAAUUUUCCGGAAAGAAAGACCCGUGUCUCACAUUUGGGAAGAGUUGGAUAUGGAGGUCUGUUUCUGACGUCUUUUACAUCCAGUAUACCGAUCCCUUUGCAUGAGAAUAAGGGCUGUUUAGGGCAUGCUCAUGUCAUGCAAUGUUAGUCUUGUGUUUGUCCAGUGACUAUCGUGGGUUUAACCUGUUGCACACAUGCCUGAGAUGAUUGUAGUAGUACUUCAUACGGCCAAAAGGGGCAUCCAACAACCCAAAAGGGAUGCUUAUAUACCACUAGUGACAUAUAAAGUGGUUUACAGUGCGUGGGGUCAAAAAAUAUGGUCUUUUCACCUGAAAUACACCUAUGCAUUUUCAGGCUUACUGUUUUAAAUGCUCGUCAGUGCAGAUGUAACUUACAUUUUGCCAACAUUUGCACUGUAGUUAUCGUGUAGAGAUAAGCUAUUGAAUUUGAAUGACACGACUGGCGUGAAAUGAUACCAAAUGAUUACAAAAAGACACAUGAUUUAAAAAGAGGGGUUUUGGUUUCUGACAUAUCAGGAAAUGGUUUAUUGGUGACACUUUAUAAUAUGUAUCAUUAGCAGGCGUGAUAACUAACAUAAACGAUUAAAGGACCGGCCAUCCCAUUACUGCAAGAGUGUCCAAACUCUGUCAUGGAGGGCCGGUGUCCUGCUUACACUCAAAAAAUGAUUUGUUGGACUUACAUAAAAAAAGAGUGUCAAGUGGUUCCACGUAACUGUGUUGAGUAGUUUCAACAAGUAACAAUAUAGUUGAAUGAACUAAAGAAAUUCAGGUAAAGUUUACAAAAUAUUCCUUAGUACCUACAACCCAAUUUAGAUGUGUCAUUAUUACAUUUUAGUUAUAUGUAUAUUUUACUUAGUAAUGUUAUGUAAAAAUUAUGAACUUUCAAUAUGUAAGGUGAACACUUUUUUUUCUUUUUUUAUUCACUUUUAAAGUAUGUGCUCUACAAGAGUAAAACCUAAAUAAUCAAACAUUUUUAGAAACAAAAUGAAUUUAUUUUUUUGCAAGGUUUUGCAACAUACAACACCUAAAAUCCAUAAAACAAUUUCAAUUUCACAGGUCCUUUGAAACAAAUACACAAAAACAAAGGAUUUACAGUAAACAUUUACAAGGUCUUUUAAAGUGUAACUGGCUUUAAGAAUUUGAAAUAAUCUUAAUUUGAAAUAUUAAAUACAUGGAAUGUUAAAAUACUGCUAAACUCUAUUUCUGAUCUUUACAAUGAAUAGUUAAAGUAACUUUCAAACUGGCCUCGAUUUUUGUAAACAUCCACAAACGGUUGAAAUAGCAGUUUAAAGAGGAUUUUUUAAAAACAAAAAAAAAAACACUUUGGUCAAUAGUGAACAUUGUUACAAUGUGCUACUUCCUUCAAAUAUUGUAAUAAGAAUUUACAAAAGAAAAUGUGUAAGGACAUUUUUUUUCAAUACUGUCAUGAAAUGCAACAUUGCUGAUAUUUUAAAAUGUUUAAGCGAUUGUUAAAGUAUACAACUGGCCUCUUUAUGACAACCCCCACCAAAAUAACAUUUAGUUUCAAAAAGACAGAAAAAAAACACGAAA